This is a messenger RNA of Aptenodytes forsteri (emperor penguin), 3810 nucleotides long. It is a transcript of the gene APOPT1, whose product is annotated as apoptogenic 1, mitochondrial. The record is from RefSeq and is a predicted model, not a curated record. NCBI's taxonomy places the organism in Eukaryota, Metazoa, Chordata, Aves, Sphenisciformes, Spheniscidae. Gene Ontology annotation, cellular component: mitochondrion. The transcript is spliced from 5 exons. The coding region runs from base 1 to 558 and encodes 185 amino acids. Gene Ontology annotation, biological process: intrinsic apoptotic signaling pathway.
AUGAAUUCUGCCUGUAUUUUCAAGGGCCUGGGUUUCAGCCCCCCUGCACACUCCCGUAACGACUGGAUCGGCCCCCCCGACAAGCACUCCAACCUGCGGCGGGUCAUCUUCUAUGUGCCCCCCAAGGAGUCGCCCCUGGAGCGGCGGCUGCGGGAGGCGCGGCAGGAGGCCCAGGCCUGCGACCAGCGCUUCUGGGCACGGCACAACUGCGCCUUCCGCCAGGAAAAAGAAGAAUUUAUUUAUUCAAGACUGAAAGCCAAGGGUCUGGAAAUGAGAGAUGAAACAGGUCAAAAAGCAACACUGAAUGCAGAAGAAAUGGCUGACUUUUACAAGGACUUUCUAAGUAAAAAUUUUAGAAAGCAUAUGCAGUAUAACAGAGAAAAAGCACUUUUCAUAAUUAAACUCUGGAAAAUUCAUAAGAAAAAGGUACCUAAAAGUCUCCUUCACCAUGGAAAAAACCCUACAAUCACUACGAAGAUUAUCAAGGAUUUAAUACACUUCUGCAAUGGUUCAGUGACUGAGGCAGGUGAAUACAGAAAUAAAUGCAACUUCCUGUGACUCAUAUGCAGUGAUUAAUAAUUCUCAUAACCCUGAAUAAGCAACCGAAACCCCAAGGGAGCAUAAACUCACUGAAAAGUGAGAGUAUAGAGGAAGGAAAGGAGGUACGUAAAUGGAACGCUAUCUUUCUUCGUGUAUAAGCACUAAAAAUUUUUCAGAGUGAAUAUGGAGAAGAGAGUUUUUCCAAGGUAGAAAGGUGCUGGCAGUCAACUAUCAGCUGACUACAGAACAUGGAAGCAAGUGAGGAAGAAAGUUGCUUCAUCUUUCAAUGAAAUGAGAGGUAUGGCAGAAGCAAAGAAGGAACAGAAAUUGCUGGUUGAGCGGAGUAGGUACGUAUUGGUGGGAGCAUUCCCUCGUAGAGGUGGGAACCUACUCCUUGAAUGCAGGGAGUAAAGAUACAAGUCUAAUUAUCAUCAUAAGCUCUCCUCUGCAAACCCUUAACCUGUUGGGAAUUUUGAUGCUUAAAAGUAGGAUCUUGGAAAAUACUGACAGUGUCUGUAAAUUCAUAUAGCAUAGAGUAUUAUAGUUUGUUAAAGGGUGCAAUUCUUAACCCCUUGAUCACUUGUUACUGUGAAGAUCACAGUGGAAAUUUGGAUAUAUAAAUAUAGCUGUGUUGCUGAAAUUGUCUAGUAUUUUUCUUUAUGUUCACAUUAAUAUUGACAUGCAAAUUCUCUAAUAGUUUCUAGCUUUCAAGUGGUUACUUUAACUGUAUUACCUGAGGUUUUUAAGUCUGUUUUUCAUAACAGAAAUGUUUUAAAGCUAACUGAAUGGGCUUCUUAAACCUUUCAGUAUCUUUUGGGCUUUAACAAUAGCACAGCUCUGUAAUAGCUGCGAGAUGAAAAGAAUUCUGGAUAGCAAAAUGUUAAUGUCCACAGCAAGCAUCCUGCUCUGUUUAAAAAAAGUAACAGAAAUAAACUAAUGAAAUGGCCUGUUAAGAGUUGAAUUAACACUGCAUGCUUUAUUUCCUUGUUCUUUCUCUGUGGAUAGAAAAAAGCAUGCUGGCUUUCAUUUGUUACAGCUUUCUAGAAAUCCUUGUGACUCUGAAACAGGGGAAUUCACUUGCAUGUAAAUAAAGCUUAUUGACUUGGGAAGCAGCAUCAUGAUCAGUGUUUAUUUUACUUAGUACUUUAAUGCCACGCCCAACAGUGGGUUCCCGAUGGUGUUUUCAGGCACCUUGACUAUGACAAUGAGUCAUGUCAAACAAAAUACACUCCUUUUACUCCAAAGUGCCUGAACUCCCUGAUAACAAGGUAGCUCUGCAUGCAGUAAUUGCACAUAUGCUCAAAGGAAUUAGGCUGAAAUUGUGUCUGGGACUGCAUACUUGACACUUUUGACUCUUGAGCACUGAUUUUUAUGUUUCCUCUUUUCCAUAAAGUACAUUCUUGUAGGAAAUAUAAACUAAAAGCAUAUGCAACUGUCAAGCGAUUGUGAUGAAAAGCCAGACAGGUUGCCGAAUCUGGCUUUUCAGUAUUUAUUAUUGCCAGGAUGCUUUUAAACAGCACUUUAGCAGCAGUUGAAAUUAUUCCAACGUAGUGCUUUAUUGUAGCCCAUAUUUAUAAAAUGAAGUCAUAGAUUUUAUAGACUGUAGGAUUAGAUUUAAAAAACUUUUGUCUCUGUUGGAGGAAAGAUCCUCUAAGCCAGGAGGAUAAUUUUUUUUAAUAACAAUGGUAAAAGAAAACGAUCCUCACUUCUUAAAUGAAGUGAACCUGAAUUUCUUUAUAGAUGCUUGCUCUGUUUGUGGAUGUCAGUCAAACCAAAUCUUAGUUUGCUGCGUGUAUUUCUCACACUGUUGCACCUCAAAACGUAAAAGCUUUAUGCUGUGUUAGUUGAACUGUUUGCUUUUUUCUCUCCCACUGUGAAUUACAAACCUCCCUCUCUCUUCUGGGAGAGGAGGGAAAUGGGUAUAUUGAGAAUAAAGAAUCCAGCACUAAAUAAUGUGUUUUGGGGUUUUGUUUUAAUAUCCACUCAGAUGUCUGCAGAAAACCACAGUGACCUUGUUGGUGGCAGACAAAGAAUAUUCUAGAGACAGCAUGUCUAGGUCAUUUCAUCCUAAAAGCAGGGCAUAUAGCAUAACUAGUUCCCUAAGAGAAGAUGGAAAUGUGGGCAGUAAAUAGUUUUUACUACUAGAUGAACUUGGAUAAUUCUUAUGUAGAUGGGACAGGAAAAACAAGAUCCAAAUGGAGAUGAACUCUUACAAUAUUUCAUGUGAGGCAGAAGCUUGAGGAAGAAGCACGCUCACCAUGUCUGUUCUGUGUCUGUCUUCUGCUGUGUGCCAUAAACAGAGAGGAGUAAUACUGCACUUUAGUUCCAUUGAACUAAUCAACCUUCCUGCAGGAGGGAGCUUAUAGUGUGUGCUGCUUACGUGGGAAAUUGCCAGCAUGCAUAUACUUGAUUAGCCAGCGUAUUAUGAAUCAGGGUCAUAGCUGGAGUAGUUGCUUUGUUCAGAGAUGCUCAGAUCCCUCGGGUAAGCAGCUAAUUGCAGGAAAUCUUUUAAAGCAAAUGUGUGAUAGGAAGCAAUGAAUAUUGUUUAUUCAAAAGACAGGAGUGGUUCCUUUGAAUCAGUUCUCUUGCAUAAUUAUGUAAUUGGGGCAUGUUCUAUUUUUAAUUAAAUCUCUUGCAUAUUCGUGAAAAUUCUCUGAACCUGUGGGCCAAUUUGUGUGACUCUUACUUUUAAAAUGUAGUUUGUAUAAAGGAAUGCCCUUCAAUCUUUUUUUCCUCUUUCAUAUUACUGUACAAACACAUAUUUCACAUUAUUAUACAUUAGCCUGUAUUGCCUGUCAAAACUACAAUAUGAUGUUAAACCAUUAAUACAAAAUUGCCGGAGAAAUGUUUUAAAUGGAGAUGAAGAAUACAAGAAGCUGCUGCCCUGAAAUACUAGUAUCACAGAUGGUUUUUUGUGGGACAGCUUGACCUGUGUAAGAUAUCAAUCAGUGAGCAGUAUUCAGAAAGUAUAUUUCAGUUCCCCCAGCUUCUCAAAUCCAACAGUGACUCUCUGUAUUUGCAGUCUGCAGACAAUCCAUGUUCCCCUUUGUUUUGUUUCUUGUGGACUUCUGUGACUCUUCCUGUUCUUCUGCCUUUUUGACAACAGCAUUAGCUUUGACUCCUCUUCCAUCUUCCUGCUGCUUCUUAGCAGUCUUGCUUUCUCACCUGACUCUUGUUCUCACAUCUGCCAUUUUGUAGACUUGCUCAAUGUUUUAUGUGAGGGCAAACAGAUGUAAGCUCUGCUUUCCUUGUGUAUUUUAGAUAUUGGCA